Molecule: messenger RNA, 6274 nt
Organism: Clupea harengus (Atlantic herring)
Lineage: Eukaryota; Metazoa; Chordata; Actinopteri; Clupeiformes; Clupeidae
Gene: prpf4ba
Product: pre-mRNA processing factor 4Ba
Biological process (GO): peptidyl-serine phosphorylation; mRNA cis splicing, via spliceosome; peptidyl-threonine phosphorylation
Molecular function (GO): protein serine/threonine kinase activity; ATP binding
Source: RefSeq, a predicted model, not a curated record
CUUUUGCGCAUGAGCUAAUGUGAUGAAGAGACAAUGAAAAUGGCUGACAUGGAGACGGUUGUGUAUGACAGCGGCAGAGAACAUGGGGGAGAGGAACCCGACAGUUCAGAGAGGAGUGGGAAUGAGGAUAAUGGUGAUUGCACAGGAGAGGAGGUCACAAGAGGUGGAAAAGCCGAACUCGCCAAGCCUGAUGCUAAACACAAGAGAAAGAAACACAAACACCGCAGCAAACACAGGAAACAUAAGCACGUCUCUCCAGAAGACAAGGACCGCAGACACAAGCACAGGCACAAACACAAGAAGCGCAAACGCAAAGAUUCAGCUAAAGGGGAUGCUGUGGACAGUUUCUUGGAGGCGGAGAAGGAUAUCUCGCCCUCUUCACUGAAGAGGCCGAGGCUGGAUGACCUGGCUGUCUUGGAGGACCUGGAAAAGCAAAGAGCCAUGAUCCAAGCUGAGCUGGACAAUGAGCUGAUGGAGGGCAGGGUGCACUCAGGCAUGGGGCUCAUCCUACAGGGCUACAACUCGGGCUCUGAGGACGACGGCGAGUUUCAGGAGAGGAUUCGUAACGGAGAGCCGCUGAGGGGACAGGGUGGCGCACACUCGGGGAGGGAGGCUGGGAGGAGCAGAUGGGACUUCACAGAUGAGGCCUCUUUUGGCUUCAGACGUCGCAGCCGAAGCAGGUCCAAGGACUGCGAGGUGAAACGGCACAAGGACGAGAGAAGAAAGAGCAGGAGCGAGGCAGAGACAGACUGCAGGCAUCAGGAGAAAGCCCGCAGGCGGUCUCAGGAGAGGAACUCCAGAAGUACAGACCAGUCCAAGGAGAGGAGAAUCUCAGCAGAGAAGGUCAGCCAGCACUCCCAGUCACCCGAAGCCCAGCUCAUGAGCAGCGCGGUUAAAAGACCCCCUUCACCUUCCACGGCGCCACCGGGAGAACAGAAAUCCACACAGGCCAAAUCAGGUGAGCGGAGGAGCCGGUCCAGAGAGAGGCGCUCUCGCUCCAGAGACCGGAGGGCCAUGUUGCCAGAGUCCGAGAAGGAGCGGGACGUGGACAAGAAGCCAGGCAAGUCCCCCACCAAAGAGACGUCGUCAGGGAAAGAGAACCGAUCGCCCAGCUGCAAGCAAGGGCCCAGUGACUCCCCCAGGCGAAGGGAGCACCACUCCCCCCAGCGCCCCGACAGGAGGUCCACCCAGAGCGCCUCCGCACCCCGCUAUAGAUCUCCAGGCAGACGGGGGCACUCACGGUCUCCAGAGAGGAGGAGGAGGGAGGGAGAUCGCCCAAGGCCCUCACCUGUCAGACCACGGCCACGAGAAGACGUGGCAGUGAGAGGCAGAGAGGGGACCAGGGAGGUGAGCCCCACACCGGGUGGUAGACGAAGGCCCAGCCGUUCACCCCCGAGGCGUAGGUCCCGCUCUCCCAGGAGACGGAUCAGCAGGUCCCCUUUCAGACGCAGGUCUCUAGAGAGGGACAGAAUGGCGCGAAGGCUGCAUCGGCGCCCCGGUUCACAGGAGCGUCGAGGGAAACGAAGCCGUGACCGAGAGGACAAGUUUAAAGGCAGCCUGUCGGAAGGCAUGAAGGCAGAGCAGGACGAUUCUGACGACGAAGUGCUGGAGGAUUAUGAGGUGAACGAAGAGGAUGAGGAGGCUCUCAUUGAGCAGAGAAGACUUCAGCGCUUGGCCAUUGUGCAGAAGUACAAGGCGGGGAAUGAAGACAGUAACGCGUCGGCACCCUCAGAGCCUAGCAGCCCCCAGAGCACCCCCCGCAGCCGUUCACCAUCCCCCGACGACAUCCUGGAGCGCGUGGCUGCCGACGUCAAGGAGUAUGAGCGCGAGAACCUGGACACCUUUGAGGCCAAUGUCAAGGCCAAGCAGAACUUGCUAGCCCAGGAAAAAGAAGGAUCCAGAAAGCCGUCAGCGCCAGAUAUGUUUACGGAGUCAGAUGACAUGUUUACUGCUUAUUUUGAUAGUGCAAGGCUACGAGCAGCUGGUAUUGGCAAAGAUUUCAAGGAGAACCCCAACCUCAAGGACAACUGGACUGAUGCAGAGGGUUACUAUCGGGUAAACAUUGGGGAGAUGUUGGACAAGAGGUAUAGUGUGUAUGGAUACACAGGACAUGGUGUGUUCAGCAACGUGAUCCGUGCCAGAGACAUGGCCCGAGCCAACCAGGAGGUGGCCGUGAAGAUCAUCCGGAACAAUGAGCUCAUGCAGAAAACUGGACUUAAAGAGCUGGAGUUCCUCAAGAAGUUGAACGACGCUGACCCUGACGACAAGUUCCACUGUCUCCGGCUCUUCAGGCAUUUCUACCACAAGCAGCACUUGUGCCUGGCGUUUGAGCCCCUCAGCAUGAACCUCCGUGAGGUGCUGAAGAAGUAUGGCAAAGAUGUGGGGCUGCAUAUCAAGGCUGUGCGCUCCUACAGCCAGCAGCUGUUCCUGGCUCUCAAGCUGCUCAAGCGCUGCAACAUCCUCCAUGCUGACAUUAAGCCAGACAACAUCCUGGUGAAUGAAUCCAAGACCAUCCUCAAGCUGUGUGACUUUGGGUCAGCCUCCCAUGUGGCUGAGAACGACAUUACUCCAUACCUGGUCAGCCGUUUCUACCGGGCACCAGAGAUCAUCAUUGGGAAGACGUAUGAUUAUGGAAUCGACAUGUGGUCAGUGGGAUGCACGCUCUAUGAGCUGUACACAGGAAAAAUCCUCUUUGCUGGGAAAACCAACAACCACAUGAUUAAGCUCGCCAUGGACCUCAAGGGCAAGAUGCCCAACAAGAUGAUUAGAAAAGGCUUGUUCAAGGACCAGCACUUUGAUCAAAAUUUAAACUUCUUGUACAUAGAAGUAGAUAAGGUUACAGAGAGAGAGAAGAUCACCGUCAUGAGUACCAUUAACCCCACCAAGGACCUGCUGGUCGAUAUGAUUGGGUGCCAGAGACUUCCAGAGGACCAGCGUAAAAAAGUAGUUCAAAUCAAAGACUUACUGGACCAGACUCUCAUGCUGGACCCGGCCAAGAGGAUCAGCAUCAACCAGGCCCUGCAGCACCCCUUCAUCCAGGAGAAGAUCUGAGAUCUCACAGCACCACACCAGACUGCUGAGGACACUCACACUUAAGUACUUCAAAUUCUGUCCAAAACAUGCUGCAAACAGUACAUUUGUAUCUGCAGUCUUGACUUUAGCAACAAGCGUUUUAAGCUUCUCGCCCAGACUUUUUUUUUUCUUUUUUUCACGCUUUUAAUAAUGUAUGUAAUCAAAUCAGGGGUGUAGAAUAUCCAUUUAAUUUGUUCUUCAAAGAUUGGCUGUAAAAUAUCAAGAAGAACUGUUCUGAAGUCUACUUUAAGCUGACAUUUUACAGAAUACAAUGUCUAUUCUACGUUUAACCACAAGUGUAAAAUAAGCUUAGCUUUUUAGCUGUGGUAGCAGAGUUCCUCAGAACUGUAAAUAUUUUUCACUAGGCUAUUCAGAACCAGAGGGAAGAGGUUGCUGGGAUUCAGCAAUGCUGAAACACAAACACAAAAUGUCAAUGGGCCUGUAUUUAAGUUUCAGUUUCGAGCGAAGUAGACCGCCUGUAUAUAGGUGAGGUAUACAGUGUGGUCUUGGUAGUGUGGUGUAAGACCAGCAUAAAUGCUGUACAUGUCCACGUCUCCCUCAGGUGUGAGAGGCGAGAGCGCCCACCCCAACGGUGUGCAGGCCCGUCCGCAUGCCCUUCGCUGUAGGUGUGUCUCUGCCCAAUUUGGCAUCUUGGGGUCCUACUGGUGCCCACCUGCAGGGAAGUCCUCCUCUUUUCAGGCAGGUUGUGUACCACUUUCAGUACACUGAAGGUAAGCAUACCCCGGCCUCCUCUCCCAAAGGACCUCAGUCAACUCCUGGUGUUCUUAUCACAUGUUCAUUUGCUUGUCAUGUGGUCUUCUCUUAAUUCAAUUGGUUUUAUUUUUGGGGGGUGGGUGGCGCCUGCAUGUUGUAAAUAGACAAGGACGGAAGACUAAAAGAAACCCUCCAUCCUUUUCGUGCAAAAACAGCAGAACAGGCUUGAAAACACUUGAGCAAACUAGUCUCAGGAGAGAGGUACUUGGGGUAAGGGUGGGAAGGGGGGGCUGCAGCACCUUCAGUGUACUGUUGCCUCUGUCCAUGCAGACCUGUUUUGCCACUCAAGUGCAGUGUGCUCUCCCAGUUUCCUUGUUUUCGCCUUUGAAAUUGCGUAUACCACACCCUGACAUGUUGAAACUACAAUUGUGUCACCUGCACUACCCCUGUGUUUCUUUCAGUUUAAAUGUGCACUUUCCAAAAAAAAAAAAAAAAGGCAGUUGGAAAAAGCUUUUCUUGUCUAUAUUGUUCUUAUGUGUGUUUGUGAUCAUGUUGUCUUUUGAUACAGGGAUAUUCCUGAUCUGGUCUUUGAAUCUGCUUGUUUUGAGCGGUAAUUGCUUCUUUACUUUAUUUACUCAACACUGUCUAGGCCACCUUGGGAAGUUCUGUAUACAUUUACAGAAAUAAAGAGAAAACCAAACCAAAAUAACAGCCAAUACAGUAUGAAGUAGUAAAUGUUUAACAAUUUUCUCUUUGCAUUUUUAUUUGAAUUUUUUGGUGUAGAAGUCUAUCCUGCAUGUUGACUACAGUUUGGAUCUAUUGUAAAUUUACAGUAAAUGUGGUAUUAAAGGACAAAAAAAUAAAGAUGUUUUCUGAAGAGAGUAAUGAAAAAAAAAAAGUAUGAAGACCUCCGGUCUCUCAUUUUGAAACAGGGCCGUCAAUCAGUUUCAUCAGUGAAUAUUCACCUGCAAUGAUGACUGAAUCUAAAACUCUCAAAAAGGCCAAAGCCUUGCCUUCCCUGUGUAAGAAAUAGACUCUGUGUGCAUUGCAGGAAGCAGUAGAGCAUCCAUAUGUGUAUUUCCCACCACUAACUAUUGUUUAUGAUGUUUUUCCUGCUGUCCCCCCUCCCUCCCCCCCACACCUCUCCCGGUCGCUGAGAGAGAGGCAGAGGCCCUGUAUGCCCCACCAGCCCAGCGGGGCUCUGCCCUGUCCAUCACCCUCCAGAGCCUGCCUCUGCUUUCACUGAGACGACACCUCCACGAGGCUGCUCACACCCAGGUCAUUUCUAAUGGCAUGUGUAGAUGAGUGCCAAAAGCCAUGUUAAGAUGUACAGUUGGAUAAGGGAUAGGACGAAUUUAAGCUUCAUUUGCAAGUGUGUCCAAGAAGAAAGAUAGCUCUGUAGGACACUUCAGUUAAAUAUUUUACAAUUGCAAAGGGCUCACAGGUGAUUGUGAAAGUGCAAAAUGUCUGCCGAGUCCCAUUUAAAAAAGACUUGACCACAGAAGCAGACUUCUGUGAAAUGAUGCUUGGGUAGGAUAUCCAUGGGUGUGCAUGAAGAGGCCACCUCCUAAUCUAAUAUGAGGCUGUGGAGACGAGCAUCAAAGUGUUUAUGUAGGCUAGUGUCUUGAAACUGUUUUAAUAUGUUUGUUUUGCGUAACUGCUCGUCAUAAGCAGCUACCAAAACCCUAAUCCUGUAGCAGCCUGUAGAAAUGUGUAAUUGGGUUAAUAGUGCCUUUCAUACUUCUUGACAGCUAGUCAAUAUGGAGAACAUCCUCAUACACAUGAGCUGGUUUUCAGAUGCUUCAGUCUGUAUUUUCUUUUAAAGCGUGCAGCAAGAUGCUGGUUUACGUAUUCUCUGUUUUAGGUGCAGUCCCUUAGAGAAGUCUCACAGGGAACCUCUUCUGGACAAAGGUUUCUGUUUUAGAGAGAGCUCUUUUUCUUAGCUUUGAACAUGACAGCAGUCUGUUUUUUUGCCUUUGUCCCCUUAAAAACUAGCUUCUAACAGGUAGUUGAAAUGGUACAUUGUAGUACAUUUGUAGUACGCUAUUUCAAUGUUAAAUUAUUAAUAUAUAUUUCACAUGGAGUACUGACUUCAAACUAUUUACAUGGUGACAUUACCACACUUGAACUAUUAAUAAUUAUGUGGCAUAUCUGUGCCAAGUGACCAACAUUGAGGUAAUGCCUUUUUUCUUUGUUACUGACCAAUCUGUACAGAUGCACUUGUAUGAUUGCUUUGGUGACCUUAAAUAUUUGUGUUUUUCAGGGUAAGUUGCAGCUUCUUCGGGUUUCUUGUUUGGCCAUACAAGACAUCAAGUCCAGAUUUCCCGUUUACUGCCAAGUGAUUUGUUCUCUGUGGAGUGCAUCAUUUUAUUUAUGUUUAAGAGUGUUGAUAGGUCCAAAUUAUCUUACGUCAAAACGUUUUGGUGUAAGAACAUGCCUAGAAACUGUGGUGUAUAUCAAACUUCAAAAUAAACUGUGAUGAUUAAAA